Dentiscutata heterogama is the source of this 163-nucleotide messenger RNA. The record is from the annotation of a GenBank genome assembly. Lineage: Eukaryota; Fungi; Glomeromycota; Glomeromycetes; Diversisporales; Gigasporaceae.
UACAAUUAAUGGCGAGUGUAACGAUAAGUAUGCUUCUAAAAGAAUCAUUAUUAUGAUUCAAGAAGCAACACAAUACAAAUUCGUGCCUAAAAAUCGACGACAAACUUGUAUCGGCUUAGAUGGAUACAAAUUGUCUCUAGAUACAAAUUGUAUCUCUCUAUGA